AAAUAUCCAGUGUGACCGCUGUUCGGAAAAUGUAAACUAACACCUGCUCUGUAAACACGCUGUUAGGCCAGCUGACGCUGUAAGCCUGACAGCCACAGGGUGAAUCCUGUCACAAUACAUUUUGCGAACAAAUUUUUGUGGAAAAAAAUGGCCAGCAAGCAAUUGGUAAACAAUUUGGCCAAACUCGGCCUUCCGCGACAGAAUUGGAUGUCACCCCUGGCCACCGUUCGCCAUUCCAGCUGCCGCGGUGACAUCGAGAAGGUCACACACACCGGACAAGUGUUCGAUAAGGAUGACUACCGCAAUGCCCGGUUCGUAAACGCCAAGCGGUAUGUGAACGAGAACUGGGGCAUCAAGCUCAUCGAAGAAGUGCCACCCAAGGAGUGCACCGAACGAGUUGUCUUCUGCGACGGCGGCGAUGGUCCUUUGGGCCAUCCCAAGGUGUACAUCAACCUGGACAAACCCGGAAAUCACAUCUGCGGCUACUGCGGUCUGCGUUUCGUCAAGAAAGAUGACCAUCAUCAUUGAGGAAUCCAUAAUGGCCAAUAGAUUUUAGCUGAAACACCUUUCUAUCCUGUUGCGCUAGCUUGAACUCAACUGAACUAAAUAAAAUUAGAACACCAAAAAGCUAA
Molecule: messenger RNA, 632 nt
Organism: Drosophila erecta
Lineage: Eukaryota; Metazoa; Arthropoda; Insecta; Diptera; Drosophilidae
Gene: ND-13A
Product: NADH dehydrogenase [ubiquinone] iron-sulfur protein 6, mitochondrial
Exons: 3
Coding region: 148-528 (126 amino acids)
Biological process (GO): mitochondrial electron transport, NADH to ubiquinone
Source: RefSeq, a predicted model, not a curated record